UAUUCAUGAUAUCCAUAUUAUAGAUUACAUAUCUUUAAAAACUAAGUCUUUAAAUCCAUCUCAAAAAUAGAUUUAUCAAGAGCCCAGUAUUUCUACAUAUGCGGCCUUGGCUGCAUAAAAACCGGGUCCUUCAUUAUUUUGUUUUCAUAAGCCUAGGUAGAAAUGCGGGCGUGGAAACCGCGACCUUUUGUCUUUGGCGCCUAUAUAAAAUAUGAGGUUUAUUUACAUUUCAUAAUAAACUAUAAACUUUUUCCUUUCAUAGUUGCUAUUUUUUGAACUUCCUUGCGCUCGGCCUUUUUAAAAUUUGGUUUCAUUUGAUUACUUUUCUAAAUUAGUCAUUAGCUUCUUCCCCAAGCAACAAAAUAUAGUCCGAGAGCCUCCUCAUCACCGCCAUGGGCCAGAGCUUUGGCAUGCAGCAAACGGCCCCAUAGGGAGUAGGAAUGGUACGAGUCAGGACCGCCCAGCCCCGGCCCAUACCUGCAAGCCUAAAAUAUUAAAACGAGUAGGCUGAAGACUUGACCACACCACAACCCGAUAUAUAGCCGCGGUGGCCCAAAAUCUCCAAGCAACUGUCUCUCUCUCUAUUACGGUGGCUAGCAGAAUCGAGGAUGGUUAUGGAGGGAGAGGGAGAGGGAGAGGGAGAGGGAGAGUCAGAGCAGAGGCACAAUGUUGUGUUAUUCCCAUUUAUGGCUCAGGGCCACAUGAUACCCAUGCUCGACAUCGCGCGGAUGCUUGCGGACCAUAGGCUCGCCGUGACUCUGGUCACCACCCCUCUGAAUGCGGUUCGGAUCCGGGCAGCGGCGUGGAGCCCCAGGGUGCGUGUCCUUGAGAUGGAGUUCCCAUGUGCUGAAGUAGGCUUGCCAAAAGGUUGCGAGAGCUUCGAAGAUGUCCCUUCCUAUGAUUUGAUGUCCAACUUUCUGCGGGCAACCGAGAUGCUCCGAGAACCCUUUGAGAAGCUCAUCAGACAGGAGGUGGAGAAUCCCCUCUGCAUCAUCUCGGACACCUUCUUCUGGUGGACUGUGGAGACGGGGAAAGUGUUCGGCAUCCCGAGGCUUGUUUUCCAUGGCACCAGCUGUUUCAGCCUUUGUUGCUUACGCUGCAUCCGUGAACACAAGCCUCACAACAACGUGGGCUCAGACGCUGAGCCCUUUUUGCUGCCCGGAUUGCCCGGCGAGCUAACGUUCACGAGAACCCAGCUGCCCGAGUUUUGGAAGGUUAAUGUGGAGUUGAUGGCUUCUGGGUUUGACAGAGUUUUUGAGGUGAUGAGGCGAGCGGAUGUGCAGAGUUACGGCACUCUUGUGAAUAGCUUCAACGAGCUGGAGCCAGAAUAUGUGGACCACUACAAGAACAUGGAGGGGACGAAGGCGUGGCCCAUUGGGCCGGUGUCCCUUUGCAAUCGAGAUCAAAUUGACAAGGCAGCGAGGGGAAAGAAGGCCUCUGUCGACAAAAGCGCAUGCCUGAGAUGGCUCGACACACAGAAACCAGAGUCGGUCGUGUAUGUGUGUUUCGGCAGCACGCACAAGCUCGCCCCAACGCAACUAACAGAGAUUGGACUCGGUUUAGAGGCGUCCGGGCUGCCGUUCAUCUGGGUGGUGAGAGGGGACACAGAGCAGGUGGACCAGUGGCUGCCAAAGGGUUUUGAGGAACGUGUGAAGGGAAGGGGAAUGGUAAUCAAAGGAUGGGCACCGCAGAUCCUGAUCCUCUCACACCCGGCAACCGGAGGGUUCGUGACGCACUGCGGCUGGAAUUCGACGCUGGAGGGCCUGACUGCGGGGCUCCCGAUGGUCUCGUGGCCACUGUAUGCAGAGCAGCCGUUGAACGCGAGGCUGGUGGUGGAUGUGCUGAAGGUAGCGGUGGCAAUCGUUGACAAGGAAACCCAAGGAGUGGUGCCGAAGGAGGCGGUGGAGCGGGCAGUGUCGGAGAUGAUGGGGAAUGGUGAGAUGAGGGGGAGGGCCAGAGAGUUGGGGGAAAUGGCGAGGAGAGCAGUGGAGGAUGGAGGUUCAUCUCAUAUGAACCUCACCCUCUUCAUCCAGGAUAUGAUCACUUAUAAGAAGCCCCACGCCAUGUGAUGCUCCUCUCUCCUGCAAUUCAUCUGAAUGACAAGAAUCAACCAUGUGAUGCUCCUCUCUCCUGCAAUUCAUCUGAAUGACAAUAAUCAACCAUGUGAUGCUCUUCUCUCCUGUAAUUCAUCUGAAUCAGAAAGAUAUUCGCUGUCAUUUUAUUUUCCAAUUUUGUAAUUCGUCCACUUUGGUUUUGUCGUGGUU
This is a messenger RNA of Amborella trichopoda, 2264 nucleotides long. RefSeq names its product scopoletin glucosyltransferase. NCBI's taxonomy places the organism in Eukaryota, Viridiplantae, Streptophyta, Magnoliopsida, Amborellales, Amborellaceae. The record is from RefSeq and is a predicted model, not a curated record. Gene Ontology annotation, molecular function: UDP-glucosyltransferase activity.